Molecule: messenger RNA, 726 nt
Organism: Aspergillus nidulans FGSC A4
Lineage: Eukaryota; Fungi; Ascomycota; Eurotiomycetes; Eurotiales; Aspergillaceae
Product: putative cyclin-dependent protein kinase complex component
Exons: 1
Coding region: 1-726 (241 amino acids)
Molecular function (GO): protein kinase binding
Source: RefSeq, a predicted model, not a curated record
AUGAACAGUGGAGUCGGCGAGGGAGAGGGUGAACCUAGCCUUGAUGCUACAAACGCCCAGCAGGUGCUCGGGUUACUGCCUUUGCCCAAGGAAGUAAAGUAUGACCCCAAUUUUCACCGUCCGCAUAUAAGCGCCAUCAGGCCGGAGAACGCCAUGGAACUUCUGUGCAUUGCCGUGGACAUGCUCCUGGCCAUGUCAACAACACGCGCGCUAUCUGGCGAUGCUUCCGAGUCUGGUGUAAGGAAUGAAGUGUCCAGCGGCGAGAAUACACCGACACGAGUGGAGGAGUUGCGUUUCCAUCCCCAUGGUCAUGAUCUCACACAACAGUCUCUUCUGUGCAAACGGUUUCUCUCGAAGCGAGAGCCACCAAUAACACUAAAAGAGUACCUUACGCGAUUCCAUCAUUACUGUCCCUUAUCCACUGGGGUGUAUAUUGCAGCCAGCUUGUACAUCACCCGAAUAGCUGUCGUUGACUCAGUUAUUUCAGUCAACCGGAAGAACAUGCAUCGCCUGGUGCUAGCUGGGCUGCGUGUAGCGAUGAAGACGGUUGAGGAUCUUGUCUAUCCACACAGCCGAGUUGCUAAGGUUGGGGGCGUGACAGAACGAGAACUCACGCGACUGGAGAUCAGCUUCUGUUUCCUCGCGGAUUUCGACCUACGAGUUGACGAACAGACACUGGAUAACCAGGCCGGAAUUCUGCAUUGGUACAUGGAACACCCGACGUGA